Molecule: messenger RNA, 1473 nt
Organism: Fusarium venenatum
Lineage: Eukaryota; Fungi; Ascomycota; Sordariomycetes; Hypocreales; Nectriaceae
Source: RefSeq, a predicted model, not a curated record
AUGGCCUCUCCAAAGCUUAGUGACCCUUCACUCAUCAAGAACGCAUGCUAUGUCAAUGGACAAUGGGUAGCUGCAAAGUCCGGCAAGGACUUUUCUGUCGAGAACCCUGCAACCCUUGAAAAGCUCGGAAGCUGCCCCGAGUUUGACGCAAAUGAUACCGAAGCCGCUAUCGUCGCCGCCGAUGCCGCAUACAAAACAUACCGCAAGACACCUGCACGACAGCGAGCCCGGUACCUACGCCGCUGGUAUGACCUCAUGAUGGAAAAUGCCGACGACAUUGCGCGACUCAUCACUCUUGAGAACGGCAAAGUUUGGUCGGAUGCCAAGACAGAGGCUGUGUACGCUGCAAACUUCUUUGAAUGGUUCUCAGAAGAGGCUCCUCGAAUUUAUGGCGAAACUAUCGAGGCAUCAAACCCAUCAUGCCGUCUAUCAACAAUUAAGCAGCCUGUGGGUGUUUGCGGUCUCAUUGCGCCAUGGAACUUCCCCGCCGCCAUGAUUACCCGCAAAGCUGGACCUGCGUUGGCUGCUGGAUGUACCGUUGUUAUCAAGGCUCCUGCUGAGGCCCCUCUCACAGCCCUCGCACUCGCUGAACUGGCGCACCGUGCUGGUAUCCCUGCCGGCGUUGUUAACAUUAUUACUGCGCUGGACAACACUGCUGAGGUUGGUAAAGUCUUGACGACCCAUUCCAAGGUCAAGAAGGUUUCCUUUACCGGCUCAACUGGUGUUGGUCGACUCCUUAUGAACCAGUCUUCCUCAACGGUCAAGAAGCUGUCCUUUGAGCUUGGCGGAAACGCUCCAUUUAUUGUGUUUGAGGAUGCGGAUCUGGAAAAGGCUGUCAAGGGUAUUAUCGCCUCCAAGUUCCGAAACUCUGGUCAGACCUGCGUUUGCGCCAACCGUAUCUUUGUGCAUCGCAGUAUUUAUGACAAAUUCGUCCAGAUGGUCCUCGACGUCGUCAAGACCUUCGUUGUUGGAGACGGUUUCGGCGAGAAAACAACUCACGGUCCUCUUAUCCAUGGCCGUGCAGUAGCCAAGACUGCUGAGCAUGUUGAAGAUGCUAUUUCCAAAGGAGCCAAGCUUGUCCACGGUGGCGAGCGUCUACCGGAUCUUGGACCCAACUUUUUCGGCAUGACGAUGUUAACCGACAUGACGACUGACAUGAAGAUCUUCAGUGACGAGACUUUUGGUCCAGUGGCCGCUUUCUUCGCAUUUGAUACUGAGGAGGAGGUUAUCGAGCUUGCCAAUGACAGUGACGUUGGUCUAGGAGGCUACUUCUUCAGUGAGAACGUGAGCCGAUGUUAUCGGGUGGCCGAGGCUUUGGAGGUCGGUAUGAUUGGUGUCAACUGCGGUGUACUCAGCGAUCCUGCCGCACCUUUCGGUGGCAUCAAGCAGAGUGGAUUCGGAAGAGAAGGAAGCAAGUACGGCAUUGAUGAGUUUACAAUUACCAAGAUGGUUAUGACAAACAUUGAUCCAUAA